UCAUCACUUGCAACUGAAAAAGGUGCACCCAUCAUGCUAUUACGCAACAUUUCUCCAGAAAGAGGCCAGUACAAUGAAACUCGGAUGUUCUGCAGAUCCUUUCGUCGUAAUUUGAUAAUUGCAAAAAUUGCCACUGGAGAAACUGCUAUGAUUUCUAGAAUAAGUCUUUUGUUUUCUACAGACGCAGGUACUGUUGGGUUCAAGUGCCGGCAGUUCCCUGUUAAGUUAACGUUCGGUAUGACUAUCAAUAAGGCUAAAGGCCAAACACUUGAAAAGGUUGGCAUAUACCUACCCUCACCAGUCCUUUCGCAUGAUCAGUUGUAUGUUGCCCUUUUAAGAGUAAAGUGUAAUGACCGUUUGUCUUGUUGGCUACGUUUCGGACGUAGGAUAUAA
Molecule: messenger RNA, 393 nt
Organism: Mycotypha africana
Lineage: Eukaryota; Fungi; Mucoromycota; Mucoromycetes; Mucorales; Mycotyphaceae
Exons: 1
Source: RefSeq, a predicted model, not a curated record